GCAGCAAUGGAGGCAGCCAGUCGCAUAGGUAUCAACCGAAGGUGUCUUGAUAAACGCCUUCGAUUGUACUGUUGAUACUGUAGAUCGCGAUCUAUCUUCCUUUGAUCUCUGUGUUCGCGGUUUGAUCUUUGAAAAUGAGAGAGUGCAUCUCGGUACACAUUGGCCAGGCUGGUAUUCAGGUUGGCAAUGCCUGCUGGGAACUCUACUGCCUCGAGCACGGCAUCCAGCCUGAUGGCCAAAUGCCUGGUGACAAAACUGUAGGCGGAGGUGACGAUGCCUUCAACACCUUUUUCAGUGAAACUGGUGCUGGGAAGCACGUCCCUCGUGCUGUGUUUGUUGACCUUGAGCCUACUGUCAUUGAUGAAGUGAGGACUGGAACAUAUCGUCAGCUCUUCCACCCAGAACAGCUCAUUAGUGGCAAGGAAGAUGCUGCCAACAAUUUUGCCCGUGGCCACUAUACAAUUGGCAAGGAAAUUGUUGAUCUGUGCUUGGACCGCAUCAGAAAGUUGGCUGACAAUUGCACUGGUCUCCAGGGCUUCCUUGUAUUCAAUGCUGUUGGAGGCGGCACUGGUUCUGGUCUUGGGUCUCUUCUCUUGGAGCGUCUGUCAGUUGAUUAUGGGAAAAAGUCCAAGCUGGGUUUUACUGUGUACCCUUCUCCACAAGUCUCCACAUCUGUUGUUGAGCCCUACAAUAGUGUCCUUUCUACCCACUCACUCCUUGAACACACUGAUGUGGCUAUUCUUCUUGACAAUGAAGCCAUCUAUGAUAUCUGCCGCCGCUCUCUUGACAUUGAGCGUCCCACUUACACCAACCUUAACCGCCUUGUCUCUCAGGUUAUUUCCUCGUUGACUGCCUCUCUUCGAUUCGAUGGUGCCUUGAAUGUGGAUGUUACUGAGUUCCAAACCAACUUGGUGCCCUAUCCCAGAAUCCACUUCAUGCUCUCAUCUUAUGCUCCAGUCAUCUCUGCUGAAAAGGCUUAUCAUGAACAACUCUCCGUGGCUGAAAUCACCAACAGUGCCUUCGAGCCCUCAUCCAUGAUGGCUAAGUGUGACCCUCGCCAUGGCAAAUACAUGGCAUGCUGCCUCAUGUACCGUGGUGAUGUUGUGCCUAAGGAUGUUAAUGCUGCUGUUGCCACCAUCAAGACUAAGCGGACUAUUCAGUUUGUUGACUGGAGCCCCACUGGAUUCAAGUGUGGUAUCAACUACCAACCACCUACUGUUGUUCCAGGAGGUGACCUUGCCAAGGUGCAGAGGGCUGUUUGCAUGAUCUCAAACUCCACUAGUGUUGCUGAGGUGUUUUCUCGCAUUGACCACAAGUUUGACCUCAUGUAUGCUAAGCGUGCCUUUGUGCACUGGUAUGUGGGUGAGGGUAUGGAGGAAGGAGAGUUCUCAGAGGCCCGUGAGGAUCUUGCUGCUCUUGAGAAGGACUACGAGGAGGUUGGUGCUGAGUCAGCCGAGGGUGAGGAUGAUGAAGGCGAUGAGUACUAAGUUGUAUCUGUUUGGAAGGCAAACAUCUAGAGA
Messenger RNA from Tripterygium wilfordii, 1520 nucleotides. Its product is annotated as tubulin alpha chain. The transcript is spliced from 4 exons. Gene Ontology annotation, cellular component: cytoplasm; microtubule. Gene Ontology annotation, molecular function: GTP binding; structural constituent of cytoskeleton. The record is from RefSeq and is a predicted model, not a curated record. NCBI's taxonomy places the organism in Eukaryota, Viridiplantae, Streptophyta, Magnoliopsida, Celastrales, Celastraceae. The coding region runs from base 135 to 1487 and encodes 450 amino acids. Gene Ontology annotation, biological process: mitotic cell cycle; microtubule cytoskeleton organization.